Leishmania mexicana MHOM/GT/2001/U1103 is the source of this 2832-nucleotide messenger RNA. RefSeq lists its product as hypothetical. Gene Ontology annotation, cellular component: endoplasmic reticulum. Bases 1 to 2832 code for a protein of 943 amino acids. Lineage: Eukaryota; Euglenozoa; Kinetoplastea; Trypanosomatida; Trypanosomatidae. The transcript has a single exon. Gene Ontology annotation, molecular function: lipid binding. The record is from RefSeq and is a predicted model, not a curated record.
AUGGCGGAAGGGCUGGCCUUUGUGUACGGCUGGGUGAGCGGCAUUGCCGCCGUCCUCAUAUGGAUUCUCUACGGCACGGACACGCUGCCUCAGCUCAUGCGCAGCGCCAGGAACGUGUGUGCGCACGUUCCAAUUCUGUCCUACCUCGUCAAGGGAAUGGCAGCGCAGCAGACCGGCGACAACACAUCGGUGUUGCACUCAUUCUUUCGAUUCGAUGGAACGGGUGCCGAUCAGGCCUUGGAGGGCCUGCGAGGGAGCCCCAUGCGAGUGAAGCCAAUCACGGCGUCAGCGGCGUGUAUGAUGAGUUGGUACGGUCCAGAUGGGACCAUCGGCCCCCCGGUCGAGUGCCUGCUGUCACUGGAGAACAAUUUGGUCACCGUCUAUCAGCUUCUGCACUUGACAGACAGCGGCACCGCCAUCAUGGCGUCUGGCUCGUCCAGCCGCGGAGGCUUUCAGUCGAAGUCGAAGGACGCGCACCGCGACUCCAAGUUUUUCCGUACCGCCCCAGGCUCCACGGUGGUGGAGCACAGCAAGGGCAAGGUGUGCUUGCUGAACACCACCGUCAUGGAGGUAAGGCAGUUUAACGCCCCCAAAAAGACGGCAACAGUCGCGGGCGACCAACUGAAGCCAGGCGCCGGUGAUCGCGGCGCCCGUGGAGCGAGUGCCGGCGAAGCCGCCUCUGCAAAGGUCUCUUCAAAGACCCCGUCAUCUUCCGGCUGUCCGGGGACAUUCAGCGACGGCGGGCUUGACAGCAGUGGUGCCCAGGUAACCGAGCACUUGGAGGAGACCCUGAGUGAAUCGACGGCAUCCGGGAAGGGCUCGACGAGCAAGCAGAGCCUAGCCGGAAGUGGUGUGGCCGUGCCCGGCGCUUCGGAGGCGACCGCCGCGAAUUCGAUGGCUGGCGGUGGCACAUCCGAUUCGGUUUUCACGGGGCGGGUGCUUAUCUGGCGCACCGUGGAUGGUCGUCCGCUUUUCGACUCAUCCACGCCGCCGCCUCAGUCGUCUCGCGACCGAACAGCCAACAGCACCUUCGCAGACGCCUGCAGCCACUCGGCGCCGUUCUCCACCUCCCAUUCACAUCGUGCUGGUGAGACCCGCACACCCGUCAACGCCCGAUCGACCGAAAGUGUGGAUGGCCGCAGCACCAUCUCCUCGAACAACGCGGAUGAUGGCGAUGAUAUCACCGUCGCUGACGGCGAUGGCAGCAACACAGCUUUUGAGAGACGUCAACAGCAGGCUCACCGUGCUCGCUCUCAUCAGCAGUGGCGGUCAGUGAUGAACGACAUGGCGAGCUGGUCAUGCGUGAUUAUCAAAUUCGAGCGCUCGCGCGAGUGCGAACGGUGGCACACACUCUUGUCCGGGCUCAAGGAAGCAGAAGCGUGGCACAAAUAUGCCAAGACCCUGCCCAACCCCGACACCAUCAACACGUUCCUCAGCCGCUUCUUCUUCCAAAACAUGCGCCUCGACGCCUUCUCCGGCACCCUGAUCGAGCUAAUUCGAAAGCAGCUGCGAGACCUGCCGUUGAAGAAGUUCCCGCGCGACCUCGGUGGUGACCUCAUCCUUGACGAUCUCCUCAUCGGGACGCAGAUUCCUUGGAUCAGCGACGUGUCGGAGCCAAGGGUGUCGGCCAACGGCGAGGUCGGCUUCGACUUCAACCUUUUUUACAAGGGCGGCGAGGGGGGUCUCUCGCUGUUCUUCCGACUAGCACUCACCUACUGCGGCAUCCGAAUCCCGCACGUCGUCUUCUCUGUGAAGCUGUUGGAGCUGGAGGCAACCAUGCACGUCAGUAUCGGGCCGCCGCCAUCGAAGGCGUUCUGGGUUGGCGCCCACAAGCCCCCUAUCAUUCGGCUCGAAGUGCACCAGGGCUGCGCCUCUGGGAGGGGCGUGCUGCACCGCGUACUGACGGCGCUCCCAGACCUCAGCAUCAUCAUGACCAACCUCGUCAAGCUGUACCUCUUCUCCGACAUGGUGUUGCCGUACAUGGACGACUUCCCUCUCCCAAGUGUCGUGAAGUCACCAAAGGACUCGUUCGCCGACCUGCGCGUGCGUGCCUUUGACUGGCAGCGUGCAGCGAAGAUCAGCAGCGCACCGCACCGCGGGAGCGUUGCUAGCGGGGCAAGCAGCAACAACGGAAGCCAAGAAGGCAAGACAGCUGAGAGGCGCACAGAGCAGCAGGCCACCAGUGGCCGCGGGAGCCCGCUGACUCCGUGGCGGUCAAGCGUCUACAGCACAGCGACGACGCCGUCAUUCGCCUCUACAAGGCCCACGUCGAAGGGCACAGUGACCUCCGACGGCAGAGACUCCUUGCAGCACGUAAUUGCCGAUAGUCAACCUGCAAGCAGCAGGGUGAAUGCUAGCGCCGGGGUGAAACUUCCCGCACCCGCCUCGGGAGACAGCGACGGCAACACAGGUUCCUUUACCAGCAGCUGUGAUGCCAAUGCAUCUAUCGCCGUCGGCCCGCUACCAACCCUUGGCUUGCACUCCAGCAGAAUAGGGUCGCAGGGGGCCCGAGAUUCACCGACGCUGCCGCCGGCUCGUGCCACUCAAGAUCGUGGAGGCGAUCAAACCUGGCUGCCUGCCACGCACCCGUGGAACCAUCCCGGCUCAUGCAACGCGUCGGUGUCGAGCAUACCCUUGUCCAACUCUGCGAUGGACGACGACCUCCUCUGCACCAACAGUACUUGCAAUAGCGAGUCCGAUAGGGUCCUGAGCGGCGCAUCCAAGAAGCGCUCUGUCACCUCGGCUGCCAUGCGCAACCUGAAGAACCUGCUCAAGGUAAAGGGCAAGGACAUGACCCGCGAGUCUGUGUCGCGGUCGAAGAAAAAGAGUUGA